AAGGGCGUGCACGACGAGUACACGAUCGGGUUCACGAUUCACGAGGUCCGGGACAUGCUCACAAGUGACGGAAAGGCGAUCGACCCGUUGGUGGUGGUGCGGUGCGCGGGGAACACGUAUGUUUCCCAGAAAAAGGAGCACAAGCGCGACCACGUCUCCUUCGAGGAGUCCUUCACCUGGUCGGCGAUGAAGAUGAUGCAGAGCCAGUUCGUAACUCAAGUAAAAACGUCCCCACCCCAUAGUUGUCAUGCAGAUUUGCAGUUGCAGCCAGAUUUGUAAUGCGCAACCCCAUGAGCAUGAGAGGCAUUUCCAAUCGCGUUUUUGGACUUUGUAACGCUGUAACCAGGAUAAGUAGAUGGAUUUGUGUUGCGGCUGUACUUCCUAAAGGGCACUACAAUACAGAGACGAACUUGAUGUCAUUCUUGACUCCCACAGUCUGUUUAUGUCAUGCUUGUUGACCCCCAAAACUUCUCGAUUUGUGUUGCGAGAUCCCCAUCUUGACUCUGGGGUGGGGACGUUUUUGCUCAGGAUAGUUCGACGGCGCCUCGCUCCUGUUCGAGCUCCAGGCGGGGCGGAUCUUCUGGGCGAACGAAGUGCUCGGGCGCGCUAUUGUCAGUUGCCCGCUGGUUCGGUCCCGAAAGAACCACUCCUUCUCCCGCCGGUGGGUCGACAUCCGCGACGGGAUUCGGCACCGGGGCCGGAUCUGCGUGUCCGCCACGUGCUACGCGUCCGGGGAUCAAACAGGGAUGGACAAGGAGGAAACGGAAUCCGAAGGCGAUAUCGACGAGGCCAUGGAGGAUUUGAACAAGCUGGUGAUCAACCAAGUGACCGACGCGUCGAUCAAAGCGCAGAUGAAGCUCCUAUCAAAUGUAAAAAUGUCUGGGUCUGGAAGAGUGUAAACUUGUCAUGCAGGUUUUCCAUGACCCAUGAGGUCUGGAAUGCGGGCCCUAGCGUGACAGAGUCUGUGAGGUCUCUGCCAUGCCUAUCCUGCAUGAGAAACGCCCUCCAAACUUGGUCGAAAGUGGACAGCUUUUGGCACUCAUGCAACACAGAUUUCUGCAUGAUUCAAAUUUAGCAUGACGAGUUGCAAUCUUCCAGACCCAGACACUUUUGCAAUCCAUAGCUCCGCCAGGCCUAUUACGUCGUCGUGCAGGUUCACAGACUGGAGGGUCUUGGAGGUUUAGGUUUGAAAUCGAGAAAAUUCAAUCCGUACGUGGAGGUUUCCUUCGCCGGCAGGCGUUUGCGGAGCAGCGUGUCGUUUCAAACGAAAAGUUGCAACUUCAACGAGGGUUUUCAGUUGCCCGUGAUCACCCCGUUGUUUGAUGAUUCGAUCGUGAUCAAGAUCAAAGACUACUUGAUCGGGCGGAAGGACAAAGUGUUGAUCCAGGGUAUCCUGAGUAAAAACGUACCCACACCAGAGUCAGGAUGAGGAUUUUGCAACACAAACCUAGGAGUUUUGUGAGUCACGCAUGACAAGUUGCGCUAUGCAGUGUAGUGCAGGUUAGCAAGUGCAGCCGCAUCACAGAUUCAUCUGCUCAUCCUGUUCACAGCAUCACAAAUUCCAAAACACGAUUGGAAAUGGCUCUCGUGGGGAUGCGCGUCAAAAGUCUUCCUGUCUUUGCAAAUCUGCAUUACAACUCUGGUGUGUAAGUAGACCAUUAGCCUUCACAGAUUGCAUGAGCUUAGAGGCCCGACGUAGUCAGUGGCUUUCCUCGACGUUUUCAAUUUUCACCUAUUUCGUUCCUGUUUUGAUUUUGCCUAUUUCGAGUAUCUAGAUCGAGCCUCGGCGCCCUGUGUGCCUGGAGGCGCGUUUCACAAAAAUGACCUGGCGAGGGCGCUUCGGGAAGACCCCGUCUGACCGUCUCACGCGCACACCUGAAGACGGUAGAGGAGUGGCUCGCGGGCUCGAGGCGGACGAGGAGACUAGCGGCCGCGAUCCUGCCUCCGGCGCCGAACCGGACUACGAAAGCAGACCAGGGCAGGAGUUCUGGAAAGGGUUAAGUUCACCAUGCCGCCGGUCGAUUAAGCAGAUCGGGUAGGCUUCGGCAAACGGACACCAGCGCCAGGCUUCACGCGGAUGCCCCCCAGCUCGCCCAAGCCAAUAGCAACAAGCUCAAUCGAGUCUUGUUCCCCAGCGCAAUAGAUGCGACGUAGGGGCGCACAAUAGAUGCGAGCUCAAGGCUUGGCAUCGCUGGGGGAGAUGGUGCGUUGCCCACGACACUGGAAUACGCCCGCCGAAAGAACCGGCUGCGGUGUGGGCCGAGACCCUACGGGCACGCGCGAGGAGGUUACAGCGUCAGCCCUCGCAGCGACUUUCUCCCCGCGCUUGCAGCGCGUGGCCAUGAAGUGACAGAGUCCUCCAGUGCUGCCUCUCUCGCAUAUCUUUCCUUCACUUGUCUGUGUAGAUGAAGAUGGACUUCGUCUUGCAUAAAAUAUGUCCGCAUAAAGAAGCCUCGCAUUCUCCCCAGAGUAAGUAGCCGGAAGGUAGUUCGAAGGACAUCUUAGGCAUGCGCGCGUCGCUAUCUGCCUCUGGUGUUUGCAGCCUUCUGAAUAGUAACGUAAUGGAGUUGUUGCCGCAGGUAUCAGUAUGGUAAUUAUAACUGAAGACCUGGACUUCUCCACUCAUAGUGUUAGCGUGUUGGAUGUGGGCGUGAAACUGUUGGCAAAAGGACUAAGUGUUGCUGCGAAAAGUUAGGCUGGUUGUGAGACAAGUAUGGUUGGUUGCGGAUUUCGUAUGGUUAGCCUUUCAGCUACGUUGCUGGAUUUCGGGCCGGGUGUCCCUCGCUUUUCUUUAUUCUCUAUUUUCGAUUACCGUAUUCAACUUUUAUGUCUUCCUGAAGGGCCGCAUCCCUUCUAGUUAUUUUCCUUCACCAGAGCUCCAGGUAGUUUAUGCGUGAUCCCUGGUUUUCCGACAGAGCACUGUCUUGCAUGCGUCAGGAAAGCCGCCUUGGGUGCCACGGUACUUGAGGACGUGUUAUAUGUCUCGGGCGCACGUACAUACUAGCCUGCAGGGACGGCGGAGCCGGAAAAAAAUUGCGAAAAAGUGAGGAGUAUGGCAGGUUGCGAAAGAGUAUGGUAAGUGGCCGGGAGAUGAUGGUGAUGGCACUUCGGUGUCCGCCUGACCUACCCCCCCUGCGUGUCAAGCCAUCUGCGGCCUGGGGCAGAGGGGGGGGCAAAGUGUGCUGCAAUUCCUUUAGCAUUACAACUCUGGUGUGGGUACGUUUUUACUCAGGAUACAGGGGCGGCUUUCCUUCUCCUCGCUUCGGAACACCACCCUGUCCCCGCGGUUCUUCAACUUCUACUCGUUCCCGCCCGAGGAGAUCCACAACCCCGUGGAGUUCAUCGCCCAAACGGGUAUGCGGUCCGAACCGAACGAGUUUUUUGGCCGCCUGCUCCUGUCGGGCCGCGCGCAGAUGCUGAGCAGGCUCGCGGAGUGCCAGGACGCAAUGGUGAUUCCCGGGGGCGGGCGCGUGGACGAGCCGCCGCAGACCCCAAGGAGGCUGAUUUUCGACGUGUUCAAGGCGUCGGGGAUGCCGGGAACGCAGAUUUUCGUCACGUUGAACUUCUGCGGCUAUGCAUUGCAAAAGUAUCAUACUAGUAUAAAUUGCAUCACAAAUUCUUUCAAGAAGAAAAAUGGAAUUUGUAAUGCGGAUUUACCCAACAAGGGAUAUUUGUCAUGCAUGAUAGCAAUUACUACGAGUACGAUACUUUUGCACAGGAUAGCCGCCGAGUCUUGACCAGUACCAGCGCGGACCGGGUUUUACCGUCUGCGAAGUUGAAGGAGCGGGAGGCGGAGAAGAAAAAAGUCGAAUUAGACGAGGACGAGCAGGUCGGGGAGCGGCACGCCGGAGACAGCAAGCGGGACGUGCUUGGCGAGGCGUUGAAGCAGGAGAAAAAGAAGAAAAAGAUCAUGGACGCGAACGACUUGACGGACAAAAUUUCAAAGAAAAAAUCUCGAAAGGGGCCGGAAAUCGAGGACGAAACCACGUUUCAGCACCGGCUGGACGAGCUCGCGGACAUCAUGCCGCUGCCGGGCGAGUUUUUGUUCAAAGCGUCCGGCGGAAACAUGGAGCUCCCCGUGAUGGUCCCCGACGACGCAGACCAGCAGGCCGACGUGAUCAUCUCCGCGUACGCGCUGUUCCAGAUGCCCGCCGCGGAAUCCGCGGGAAAGAAGUUGUCCGACGCGGAGAUGCGGAAAUUCAAGCGGAUCGGGUACCACCGGAUGAAAUACGGGCAGUUGCAAGACCACGAGAAAAACCCGGAGCGGCCGCCAAUCUGGGUCCACUUACUCCCCAUGCCACACUUACCGCCGUUGAUCUCCCCCGGGGCCGUUUUGAUCACGCUCGGCCACCGGGACGGCAUGAAGAGAAAAAAGAAGGAGGACGACGCGACGGCGAACGUCGAAGAGGAAAUCAAAAAGCACGCACGGGGCAUUGACUUGGUGCAGUUUGAGCUGCGGAUGGGCCUGUGUUCCUGCCGCGACUUGGCCACACCCCGCGCGGACGGCAAUCGGCCCAAUCCGAUCGUCGAGAUCCAGUGCGGCGGGGAAACCAUUCUGUCCGCGCAGAAGAAGCAAACGCACCAGCCGGUCUUUGUAGAAAGGUUGAUUCUGGAUGUGGAAUUGCCCAAAUCCCGAACCUCCAACCGCAUGUCGCCGGAGCCGAUCGUCCUCACGGUCUACGACACGCUGGAGCAGCCGGCGACCUUACAGGAGCUGAUGCGCGCGAUCUACCAGCCGAAGAACUUCAUCUACGAGCAGGGGCGGGUGUUAGGCCAGAAGCUGUACCACGCGAUGGCGGAUUUGUUCCUUGGCAAGGACAUGAUGCGGGAGAAGGAAAAACAGAUGAACAUGACCACGAAACUGCUUAUCGGCCGGUGUUUAGCGAAGGUUGACGCGUUCACCAAACCCGGCCAGUCCACGAGGAUCCGGCCGCAGUGGCUGGAACUGUAUGGCGGGGUCAACAACCAGACGUGGGUCGGCGAUAUCCUGUUCUCCGCGGAACUCGUGCGCAAAGCAGACUCGAAGCUGAUCAAGAAGACGCUGAUGUCGCCGCCACGAAAACCCUGUGUGGUCCAGUUCGCGUUUCGCAGUUUGAACGAGAUUCCCCCCGUGGUGGCCGAGAAAAAGAACGCGGAGGGCGGAACCGACUUGAACGUCCUGCAGCCGGUGCAGAAACCGACGCUCGUCAUCGUUGUGCCCCAGUACAGCGAGCUCGCCACGUCCGGGAUGGGCAACACGUUACGCGUCGACUGGGACCGGACGCUCGCACCGAAACAUGCGCGGAACACGCAGGAUUUGACCAACCCGACCUGGGCCAGCGGAAACAGUUUGACGAAUUUUGGCAUGUUGGAGGUGCACGCUUUGUACGUCGAAUUCCCGAUUGACCCCAUUUGGUGCCCGAUC
This is a messenger RNA of Amoebophrya sp. A120, 5404 nucleotides long. The record is from the annotation of a GenBank genome assembly. Lineage: Eukaryota; Dinophyceae; Syndiniales; Amoebophryaceae.